AUGGAGGGUCUGUACACAUGUGUGCGGUGUGCGAGAGCACUGUCGGGAUUGAGCCGACGACAAGUCAGUGGUAGCUACGCUCAGCGCAUUUCUGGUCGCCGCAGUUUUGCAUCGAGCUCCGCGUUCUACAACCAUCCUCUCAGGGCGGCCAAUGCUGCCGUAACAACUCAGACGCAACGCUCUAGACAAUCUUCGCGAGUCGUGUCAACAGCGGCAGCACCGGCAAAAGAAGAAGACAACUUCGAACGGCACAACAUUCCACCAACCGAUUAUGGCGAGUGGCGCGCUCAUGGACGUGUUGUCCUUCAACCAGACAACUUAUAUCACCCGUUUUCCCAGUCACCUAUUCCUGAAAUUCGGCAGCGAGCGCGGUUCAUAAAGCAACAUGCGUUAUGCCCUCAUCCUGCGCAUCAACAGACGAGAGUUCCGAUCUCUCCACACGACCCUGAAGCCCGAAAAGUGAGCGGGAUCAGUUCGCAACCGCCCGCUCAUGUGUCUUUUGAGUGUCCUGACUGCGGUAUUCCGGUAUACUGCAGUGAAGAACACUGGGCGGAUGACUUUGAAGCACAUCUCGAAAUAUGCGACACCUUGAGACAAAUAAACGAGGACGAUCAUGACCUGCACUCGGGAAGAUGGUUCCCAGAGUUCGAAUAUCCUGGUCCCCAACUUGAUGAGAUUGUUGUGAACAUGACCAACUGGGACACAUAUUUCUACACGCGGCAGUAUGAGGCGAUCAACAACGAGAGAAGCAUGCGUCAAGUGACCAGAUUGUUGACAUACCCUUUGACAGUGGGGAGCGUGCUGCAUGAGCUGAGCCCUUACAAUAUCCGGAAAGGUGGAAGGCUCACUCCCGAGGGGUUGAAGAGUUUAACAGGCGAGUGUUGCAACCAUAAUACGGGUCAAGGCCCAGACAUCAAAGGCUUGAGAUUGUCCAGCCCGCCCGUCAGGAUAUUCAUCCUAGGAGCUCGGGCUGAAUCGUCGUUACCACGUGAAGUGUGGACCCAGCUCUCAUAUCUCUUCCCCUUGUCCCACAUCCACCUCAUAUUCAUCGGCCCUGAAUCCAUGACCAACCGCGACGCCGAAUUCCCACUGCCCGAACGGACGCCCGCAAAUCCCUUUGGCGCCAUUGUCGAAGACCGCGUUUCAGCAAAGAUGAAGAUUACGACCUACGUGGAUUAUUUCCACACUCUACACGAAGCGAAUGAGUUCUAUCCAUAUGAUCCGUACUUUGAUUGUUUCAUGUUGUUCCAUCCCGGGCUGGGCCAUCCAGCGUCUUCGUACGAGUGGGAGAGAACUCUUCCACAGUUGCUCGAAACCAAGAUUCCAGUUCUCUGCACAGGAUAUACUGAGUGGGACAUGACCCGAGACUGGCAAUGGGUCAUGGAGAAAUGUGCCGGAGAAGUCGACCUGCUCCUGGAACCAGGCGAGAAUCGUUUCCGGUCGCUCAGAUGGGAUCUGAAUGACUUGGAUCCUCAGGACAUCAGUUGCGGCAACUGGGGCGUUUGGGCCUUCAGAGGGAAGAGGUACGUGCUGACAUUACGACACUGA
This is a messenger RNA of Exophiala dermatitidis NIH/UT8656, 1548 nucleotides long. RefSeq lists its product as uncharacterized. The record is from RefSeq and is a predicted model, not a curated record. Gene Ontology annotation, biological process: mitochondrial respiratory chain complex IV assembly. Gene Ontology annotation, cellular component: extrinsic component of mitochondrial inner membrane. NCBI's taxonomy places the organism in Eukaryota, Fungi, Ascomycota, Eurotiomycetes, Chaetothyriales, Herpotrichiellaceae. The coding region runs from base 1 to 1548 and encodes 515 amino acids. The transcript is spliced from 2 exons.